AUGGCCCCGGUGUCCCGGUCUCGAAGCCCCCAAGGAUCCCCAGGCCCCCGGCGGAAGGGCGGCGGCGGCAGCAGCUCCUCGGCGAGCCCCUCACCCCCGAGGCCCAGCCGCCCCCACCGACCUGCGUCUCCCGAGAAGCGGGGCAGGAGGUCGCGGUCCCGGGAGCGCAACGGCGUGAAGCACUCGGGCCACCGGCGGAGCCGCAGCUGGUCCCGCUCCCGGGAGCGCACGCCGGGCGGGCCGCGCUCCUCCUCCGCUCACCACGGGCACCAUCACCACGGCGGCGGCGGCACGCAGUGGCCGGACUACUACGAGAAGGAGAAGGAGGAGAUCCUGCGCUUGAGGAGACUAAAUGAGAGAGAGAGGAUUGGUGAACUGGGAGCACCUGAAGUCUGGGGACUGUCACCAAAGGUUCCUGACCCAGAUUCCGAUGAGCAUACCCCAGCAGAAGAUGAGGAGGCGAAAUCUAAGAAGAGUAGCUCUUCAGAUUCUAGUUCAGAAGAAGAGAAAAAAAAGAAGAAGAAGAAGAGGAAGAAGAAAGAAAAGAAAAGAAAGAGAUCCAAAAGAAAACACAGAAAGCAUUUUGGGGAGAGUGACAGCGAGUCUGAGUCUGAGCUAAACACCAGUGAUGAGGAAGAUAAAAAGAAAAUAAAGAAGAAAAAGAAACAUAGAAAAAAGAAGUCUAAGAAAAAGAAGAGUAAGAGGAGUAGGAAGAAAUCCAGUGAUUCAAGUAGUGAAGAUUCUGAUGAUGAAGCACUUCAAGGGGAUGAUCUCUGGAUUGAGAGAUCAAAAAAUACAGACGCUGAUAAUUUAAUUGGACCAGAAGCUCCAAAAAUGCAUGCAUCUCAAGAUGAUAGGCCUUUGAACUAUGGCCAUGCUUUGCUGCCUGGUGAAGGUGCAGCUAUGGCGGAGUAUGUAAAGGCUGGAAAACGCAUCCCUCGAAGAGGUGAAAUUGGCCUGACCAGUGAAGAGAUCGCAUCAUUUGAGAGCUCUGGUUAUGUAAUGAGUGGUAGCAGGCAUCGCCGAAUGGAAGCUGUGCGUCUGCGUAAAGAGAACCAGAUCUACAGUGCUGAUGAGAAGAGAGCUCUGGCAUCUUUCAACCAGGAGGAGAGACGGAAGCGAGAGAACAAGAUCCUGGCUAGCUUCCGGGAGAUGGUCUACAGAAAGACUAAGGGCAAAGAAGACAAAUAACUCCCCCUUUUUCCCAAUUGUACAGCACGGAUUGUAGUAAACAGAAGCUAUCCCCUUCUUGUGACUUGGAAACAGCUGUAAAGUACUGCAGUGCCUUCCACCCAAUGAGAUGCAUUUCUCAGGACUGGAUCAUUUGUAUCAAGAAACAAUCACCCUUAAUAGGCUUUCUUGGACAACUCAUUCACCAGCUGUAGGCAACUGCCAUUAGGGGAAGUACAGAAUCCUGAAUGAGACUGAGGAGCACUCAGGGAGAUUCAUGAUCCUACAAGAUGGUAAUGCACUGUAUUAGACCUGGAUAUGGACACAACAGGAUACCAUCAUCAGCUGGUCUGCUGCUGGUGAAAUGAAACAUAACUAUCUUCCAUUUAUUUUGGUUAAUCAGCAUGGACAAAAUCAGACUAGAUUUCACCACCAUGAACAGACAACUAUUUGUAGCAAAAAAUAAGGAAUUCCUAAAUAUCCAUUUAGAUUUGAUGAUUGUUCAUUUAUGAUGUACUUGUGAAAAGUUCUUUACACACUGUACAUUUAUGAUUUCCUUUUAGUUGUUUUGAGGAAGAAAACUCACUUCAUGGCUUGUGGUUCAGAUUCCAUUUGUAAAUAGAAAUAUAUUUGUAAUUUAAUAGAUCUUGGCUUCCACUAUUUUAAAAAAGAUCACAAGCAGUGUAUAUUAUAGAAGUAGUAACUUUAAGGGUCUGGCCUAGAACCUCCAAAAGCCCAGGACACUGAAUGAAAGAACUAAAAGCUUUCUCCUUCUCUGCUUAGCUGCUGUACAUAGAUAUAUCUCUCAGGUGGGGGGCAGUAGUAACCAGUGUUUAGAAGUCCAGAAAAUACAGAGGUAGUAACAGAGGAUGGAUUUUGAUUCCAGUUCUGAAUUUCUUUGCUUUUGGAAAUCUUCUAGAUUAAACCCUUAUUAUUUUAA
This is a messenger RNA of Dermochelys coriacea (leatherback sea turtle), 2110 nucleotides long. It is a transcript of the gene NKAP, whose product is annotated as NFKB activating protein. Gene Ontology annotation, molecular function: chromatin binding. The transcript has 9 exons. NCBI's taxonomy places the organism in Eukaryota, Metazoa, Chordata, Testudines, Dermochelyidae. Gene Ontology annotation, biological process: regulation of gene expression. Bases 1 to 1191 code for a protein of 396 amino acids. The record is from RefSeq and is a predicted model, not a curated record. Gene Ontology annotation, cellular component: nucleus.